Molecule: messenger RNA, 2985 nt
Organism: Cinclus cinclus
Lineage: Eukaryota; Metazoa; Chordata; Aves; Passeriformes; Cinclidae
Product: pre-mRNA-processing factor 39-like
Exons: 15
Coding region: 1-2856 (951 amino acids)
Biological process (GO): RNA processing; mRNA 5'-splice site recognition
Cellular component (GO): commitment complex; U2-type prespliceosome; U1 snRNP
Molecular function (GO): protein binding
Source: RefSeq, a predicted model, not a curated record
AUGGUUCUCCCCUCCCUCACAGUCACUGUGGCCGAUGAACACCGCGUUGUUUACUGGUUUAUAAUGGUUUCGCACCCGCCGAAGUCCCCACGGUUGGUGCGGAGCCCCCCGUACUGCGGCGGCACCAGAAGCCGCUCUGGCCGCCGGCCGCGUCUCUAUGGUUCUCCCGCCGCCAUUCGCCCGCUAUGGCGGCGGCGCUGCGGGUCCUCCCGCCCGCCAGGCGGCGCCAUCGCCCAGGCGGCCGCUCUGUCCCGCCACAUCCGGGUCCCGCGCGGCGCGAUGGCGGCGGAGGGGCCCGAGGAGGGGCCGGGCGGCCCCGGCGGGACCGGGGGGGCGGUGGAGGGGGACGGGAACGGCGGUGAGACCCCGGGAACGGGCGGGGGUGAAGGAGCUGUGCCCCCUCCCCCCUCCAUUAACCGUGCCCCUCCCCCCAUUUCAGCCCCCCCGGCCGAGCCCCCCCCUCCCUCCCCCCCCUCCCCCUCCGCUGCCCCUUCCCCCCCUCAGGGCCUGAACGGGACGCCCCCCGCGGAACCCCCCCCGGAGGAGCCCCCCCCGUUCCCCCCCGAGUUCCAGCGGCUCUGGGGGGCGGCCCAGGGCAACCCCCACGACUUCAGUGCCUGGACGGAGCUGCUGGCCUACGUGGAGCAGGAGGAGCUGCUGCAGGGAGCCCGGCGCGCGUUCGACGCGUUCCUGCGGCGUUACCCGUACUGCUACGGCUACUGGGGCAAGUACGCCGAGCUGGAGAGGAGGCUGGGCAGUGCCCGCAGGGCCCAGCAGGUGCUGGAGCGGGGGCUGGAGUCCAUCCCCCUGAGCCUGGAGCUGUGGCUCAGCUACAUCGGGAUCCUGCAGAGCAGCGUGGACCCGGCGCGGCCCGAGAGCGCGCAGCGCGUCAGGGGCGCGUUCGAGGCGGCGCUGGCAGCAGCCGGGAUGGAUUUCCGCUCGGACAAGCUCUGGGAAUCCUACGUGGAGUGGGAGCGGGAGCGCGGCGACCUCCGCGCCGUCACGGCCAUCUACGACCGUCUGCUGUCCAUGCCCACGCAGCUGUACAGCCACCACUGGGAGAGGUUCAAGGAGCACGUGCUGCAGCACCCACCCUGCGCCAUCCUGUCCCCCGAGGAGCUGCUCUGGGUUCGCUCCAAGCUCGGUUCCGCUUCCGGUUCUACUUCCGCUUCCGGUUAUACUUCAGCUUCCGGUUCUGACCCCGCCCCGAAGGCGCCGCCCGAGGGUCCCGAGACCCCCCCGGGGGAGGAGCCGCCCCCCGGGACCCCACCCGGGGCUCAGGAGGAUCUGGACCAGGAGAAGAUCCGGGAGCUCGUGAUCUCCAUGAGGCAGCAAAUCCACGCCCAGAACGAGGCCGAAGUCAGCAAACGUUGGAAUUUCGAGGAUGGGAUCAAGCGUCCCUACUUCCACGUGAAGCCCCUGGAGCGGGCCCAGCUGCGGAACUGGCGCGAGUACCUGGACUUCGAGGUGGCCGCGGGCUCCCAGGAGCGCAGCAUCGUCCUGUUCGAGCGCUGCCUCGUCGCCUGCGCCCUCUACGAGGAGUUCUGGGUCAAGUACACUCGGUACCUGGAGUCCCGCACGGUUCCCGGCGCCCGCAGCGUUUUCCAGAGAGCCUGCGGCUUCCACCUGCCCCGCAAGCCCAACAUCCACCUGCUCUGGGCUGCCUUCGAGGAAAAACAAGGCAACGUUGACGAGGCCCGGCGCAUCCUGCGUUCCUUCGAGGCCGCCGUGCCGGGGCUGGCCAUGGUUCGGCUGCGCCGCGUGAGCCUGGAGCGCCGGCACGGGCGCGUGGCCGAGGCCGAGGCGCUGCUGCUCGAGGCCAUGAGGGACAACGAGGGGCUGCCCCUGGGCUCCUUCUACGCCGUCAAGCUGGCCAGGCAGGUGUGCAAGGUGCAGAAGAACCUGGGCAAGGCUCGCAGGGUGCUGGUGGAGGCGUUGGAGAAGGAUCCGGACAACGCCCGGCUCCACGCCAACCUGCUGGAGAUGGAGUUUGGGGCCGACUUGGGGCAGAACGAGGGGAACACCAUGAGCUGCUUCGAGCGUGCCCUGAGCAGCCCCCUGCCCGACGAGGCCAAGCUGCUCUUCUCCCAGCGGCGCGUCGAGUUCCUCGAGGACUUUGGCUCCAGCAUCCACAGCCUGCUCAAGGCCUACGAUGAGCACCAGAAGAUCCUGAAGGCGCACGCGGCCCGAAAACGGGCACCAGAGAACGGCUCGGGAGGACCCGAUGACAAACGGCUCCGUCCCGACGACCCCUCGGGGCUCCUGGGGCCCCUCAACUUCUCAGGGGGGGACCCCAACCCUUCCUACAACUACUGGUACCAGGCUACAGCACCUAUGGCUACCAGAGCCCCUGGGGCUACAGCCACUACUACGGGCAGAGCUGAGGGGGGGGCUGCACCCCUACCCUGCCCUGACCCCCCUGUACAGAUUGUGGGACCCCCCUCCCCCAAAAUUUGGGGGGUGGGGGGCGUUGUAAAUAAAGAGACUUUGAGGAGUUACCCCAGGCGUUUAUUGGGUUUUGUUCUGUUUUGGGGGAGUUUCUUCUGUUUUAGGGGGGGCUCCCAACAGAUUUUGGGGAUAGCCCAGGGUGGAUUUUGGGGUGUCCUUGAUGAGUUUCAAAGUUCCCCUCCAAGAUUUUGGGGUGUCUCAGGAGGAUUUCAGAAUGCCAGCAUGAAUCCUCAGGUACCCACAGCCAGUUCUGGCGUGGCCCAGGUGGAGUUGGAGGUGCCCAAAACAGAUUUUGGGGGGGGGCUCCAGAGGAGUUUUGGGCUGUCCACAGCAGAUUCCAGGGGGAUUCUGGGGUGUUCCAGGUGGAUUUGGAGGUGCCCCAAACAGAUUUUGGGGUGUUCCAGGUAGAUUUGGGGGUUGCUGCAGAUGUUGCUCUGUCCAGGCUCCAUUUCACAAUGCUCCAGGUGUAUCCACAGCAGCUGCCGGGGUGUCCCUGGCAGAUUUUGGGGUACCCCCAGCAGAUCUGGGGGGUCUCUA